Molecule: messenger RNA, 3221 nt
Organism: Durio zibethinus
Lineage: Eukaryota; Viridiplantae; Streptophyta; Magnoliopsida; Malvales; Malvaceae
Source: RefSeq, a predicted model, not a curated record
GACCGGUGAAGAACAUUUGGCGUUCACAUGUCCCACACCAAAACUAGCAGUCUGCUUGACUGCUUUUUUCAUUAUCAACGGCGGCGACCUCGUUUCCUCGUCAGUUUUUUCAUUCAUAGUUAUCACGUGGAUCUUUUCUAAAUUACUGAUGCAAAGAUGACAAAAUCAGACAACCUUACCUCAAACAAUGCCAACUUCCAAGUUUGUGUUGAUUCGCUGAACAGCGAGGGCUGGUAGUUGGAGUUCCAAUCAGACAACCAAUGUUUUCACUUUUCACUUGUAGACAUGGAUGGAAGAACAUAAGAGUCCAGACUGUUCCAAAGAGGAAAAAAGGAGAAGUUACAAACAAUGGGAUUUUUGUUUUCAAUCAUAGGAACCAAAAACCUUGUUCACUUGUGGUAAAUAAAAACCCUUUUUUUUUAAAUAAAAAGCUCCUUGAUUCUCAAACGAUAGAACUAAAUGAAGGAUUUGAAUCAAUAACUCUCUCUUUCUCCUCUUGGACAUCAGUCUGGAAGACCCCGCAAGAGCAAUAAAAACAAGUUAAAUUCAGUUCGAGUGAGGUCAGGGGUGACCACAUUUAUGGUAAGUUUAAGCUGGAACUAACGGUUCUCUUCUAUUACAGCAGGGCAAAUGGGCUAGGAGACAUGAUAUACACGGUCUGAUUCACUGAUUCUGAUUCUUUUUUUUCUUGGAUAUCCGAUCUACAAUUGCUGACAAAAAGGCUCCUUUUCUUCUCUCUGGGUGAUCCGCGAGUGUUUGCUUAUUGAAAGAGACUGUUGGUACAGAGAAAGAGUGUCAGAUGAGUUUCAGGGACGAUUAUGAUUAUGGGAGGGGGGAUCUACGGAAGCCGUUUCUACAUACAGGAAGCUGGUAUCGGAUGGGUUCCAGGAUGGGCUUCAGUGCGCUGGGCUCAUCUCAGGCUAUUCGUGAUAGCUCUAUCUCUGUUGUAGCCUGCGUUUUGGUUGUUGCUUUGGGUCCUAUCCAAUUCGGUUUCACUUCUGGUUACUCUUCUCCUGCACAAUCUGCAAUAAUCAAGGAUCUUGGACUAACAGUCUCAGAGUUUUCUCUAUUUGGUUCUUUAUCAAACGUGGGUGCCAUGGUUGGAGCAAUGGCCAGUGGUCAGAUAGCCGAGUAUAUGGGACGAAAAGGGUCUUUAAUGAUUGCUGCUAUUCCUAAUAUAAUUGGAUGGCUUGCGAUAUCUUUUGCAAAAGAUUCAUCUUUUCUUUACAUGGGAAGGUUUUUGGAAGGUUUUGGUGUGGGAAUUAUCUCUUACACGGUGCCUGUGUAUAUAGCUGAGAUAUCACCUCAAAACUUGAGGGGGAACUUGGGUUCAGUUAAUCAGCUGUCUGUCACACUUGGAAUAAUGCUGGCCUAUCUGCUGGGACUUUUUGUUGAGUGGAGGAUACUUGCAGUUUUAGGAAUACUUCCAUGUACAAUUUUGAUACCCGGUCUAUUUUUCAUUCCAGAAUCUCCUCGAUGGCUGGCAAAAAUGGGUAUGACAGAAGAUUUUGAAGCUUCUUUGCAAGUUCUCAGGGGUUUUGAUGUUGAUAUUUCAAUUGAAGUGAAUGAAAUCAAGAGGUCUGUAGCAUCAACAACUAGAAGAACUACAAUUCGGUUCGCAGAACUCAAACGAAGGAGAUGUUGGUUUCCGUUGAUGGUUGGAAUUGGAGUACUUAUGCUGCAACAGCUUUGUGGCAUUAAUGGUGUUUUAUUCUAUUCCAGUACCAUUUUUGAAGAUGCUGGGGUUAAAUCAAGCAAUGUAGCUACCUUUGGAGUUGGUGCAAUUCAGGUCAUUGCUACUGCUGUAACCACAUGGUUGGUGGACAAAGCAGGGCGCCGUCUUCUGCUUAUAGUCUCCUCUUCUGGAAUGACUCUCAGCCUCCUAGUUGUUGCAGUAUCAUUUUUUUUAAAGGAUGUCGUAUCUAGUGACUCUAGCCUUUACAGCAUUACGGGCAUCUUGUCGGUAGUUGGAGUUGUGGUCAUGGUGGUUGCCUUCUCUCUCGGAAUGGGGCCCAUUCCUUGGGUUAUAAUGUCAGAGAUUCUGCCGAUAAAUAUCAAGGGUCUUGCUGGAAGCAUUGCAACACUUUCCAACUGGUUCAUUGCUUGGGUGGUUACAAUGACUGCCAACCUGCUUUUAGAUUGGAGCAGUGGAGGAACCUUUACGAUUUACAUGCUUGUCAGUGCUUUCACUAUCGUAUUUGUGACCCUUUUUGUACCUGAGACAAAGGGAAGAACACUGGAAGAAAUCCAAUGGUCUUUCAGAUGAGCUUUUCUUCUCCUUAUUUCAUUUUUUUCUUGGAAGAAGCCCAUUUCCUGCAGUUUCCAUUUUGUGAUGAUCUCACAGAUCUCUAGGUGUAUAAUUUUUGUUUGCAACCAUCUUACUUUGGCAUAGAAAAGGAAUAUUCUCUAGCCAGCAUCUUCUGUUCCUGGCUUGUGUUCUAGAUGGCUCAUAUUUCAUCCUCAAACAAAUAUCUGUAUUGUCUGCUUAUUGGAAUGAUUAAUUCAUUUAUAUUCUUUCGAAGGGCAAAUUGCUUUCGCUCUCAUUUUGACAUAUAGACAGAGAAGGCAAGGUAAUGGGCAUCAAGGUUUCGAAACUCAGUCUUUAAACAACGGAUACGAUUCACCAAUUGCAUGUGGUCAUGUUUUCAGUGUCAAGAAAUCUGAUAUUUGUACGUGUCAUUGAGUUUUUCUCCAUCUUUUGAUAUGAAGAUAUGAAAUUGUUAAGUAGGAGAGUAAUUGUCUGAUAGUAGACUGAUGUGAAAAGACUGAGCAAGAUGGGGAAUCAUUCCUUGAACGAAACUGUUGCGAAAUGAAGGUGGUAGAUGCCCUUCACACUAAACCUUAGUAAAGAGUAACUAUGGUUCAAUAUGGUCUUUUUCAUGUUUUAAAUUUUCUUUCUUCUCCCUCGUCCCCAUCCAAUCACAAACCUAUAAAACCUGACAGCAACCCCAGAUAUCCUUCCCCUGGUUUGGUCAAAUUUUCUGUUAUUAUUACGGGCAUGGAUCGCAGGCCAUAUACAAUGCGUUCAGCUACACGAGUACCUUGGUCAUUAUUGCUUCAUUAAGAAUACAUGUUUUGACCCAAUAAGAAUCAGCAGGAAAGCAAGGACCACUUAUCAAUUAUUGCCAUCGUGAUGCUUUCCACUUUUAGCCACAGCACAAUGGUCUGCAUAAAUGAAAUCUGUAAAAAAACCUAACAUGCACUCACCAAUAAUUGCAAUA